GACCGACGAUAGGAAAGCUGUAAAUACUUGAAAUUCAAACUUUAGCGAGGUGGUUGAAGAGUGGCGCGAUCGAGUCGCGAGACCUCAGCCGCAGCCAAACUUUCAGCUCAGCCUUGCUGCAAAAUGCUUGUAUAAAGCACGGGUAGAAGAGAGGAGUUUUGCGAAAAGCCUGGAUGAGACACCUGCCAUUGAAUAAUCCCAAAUCAUGGUUUGCGUGAGUGCUGGUGAUCCGGACCCGGAUAUCGGAGGCCCAGGGAUCCUUACUGCAUUCAUUGCGCAGAGUUCGAUUUCGCUCAUCAUUGCCGCUUGUCUCAUCUUGUUCGCAAAGGAGAAGCAACGCCGGAAGAGAUGGGUUCAGACAGCGCUCACUAGCCCCAGUGAUACGCUCACAGUUACUGGAAUUGCCGUCUGCGUUGGAGGGUUUGCAACCCAUAAUAGCAUCAGUCUCUAUCAUCUGAGAAUGCUCUUCGACCUGAUUGGUCUUACCACGAUGGCAAACGUAGCAGCGAUAUACUGCGUUCUGAAAUACACGAAAGAGUACAGGAAAUUUCGUGUCUUUGCCGCAUUAAUAUGUCAGGCUAUGGCGAUUGCUAUUGCCGUGAUCUUAUGCGUCUCCGUUCGCUCGUGGAACGACAACCAGGUCGGGAAGUGUUACCACUGGUUUGUCACUGACUCGAAAUGGGAUGUAUCCCAGACCACCACAAAUCUCUGGAAGGUGAAUUACUCCCCCAUCAAUCGCGAUGUCACAUUUGUUGCAGCGAUGGCUUUUAUGGGAGGCUCUGCCUUGCCUUCGCUGUCUUCGCAGGUUUAUCGAGCCAAAACUACCACCCCUCCCAAAGAAGAGUUGGCGAAAAGUGGCACUAUUUCUGUUGGCGGAUUCUCAAGUCGCGAGAACUGUGGGCGCUGUUAAUGGUGGUAUGCAUGUACGCGUACCACGUGGCGUUUUUGUUGAAAAUCCGAUCGGUCAACCAGUUCGAUCUGAUUGGAGGUAAAGAGACGGAAAUUCGAACUUUGGGUCAGAUCAUUGCCAUUGUAAUGCUACUUUUAGUAAUUAUU
Messenger RNA from Lindgomyces ingoldianus, 1056 nucleotides. RefSeq lists its product as uncharacterized. Bases 206 to 910 code for a protein of 234 amino acids. Lineage: Eukaryota; Fungi; Ascomycota; Dothideomycetes; Pleosporales; Lindgomycetaceae. The transcript has 4 exons. The record is from RefSeq and is a predicted model, not a curated record.